Budorcas taxicolor (takin) is the source of this 3036-nucleotide messenger RNA. RefSeq names its product tripartite motif containing 7 (gene TRIM7). The transcript has 7 exons. The coding region runs from base 368 to 1963 and encodes 531 amino acids. The record is from RefSeq and is a predicted model, not a curated record. Gene Ontology annotation, molecular function: zinc ion binding; protein binding. Lineage: Eukaryota; Metazoa; Chordata; Mammalia; Artiodactyla; Bovidae.
CACGGCUGAGGGAGUCAGGCUUGGACAGCGUAGGCUAGCAUUAGAGCUGAGAUAAGAGAGAGACGGAGAGAGGGCCGCGAGACCUCCGAGGCUGCUGGCCAAGGCAGGGUAUUGAGGGGGCUCAGAGCGGGAAUGCAAGGCACUGGCCCGCGCUUAGAUCCCCUGGACCUGUGCUACUCCGCCAGUUGACAAGACGCACCCUCCUCUAGCGUUUCUCAGCCGGGAGCACUCAGCUCUAGUCUCUGCCAGCCGGCGUCAGCCCCGCCUUUCCUCUUUCAGCGGCCGCUCGGACUCCCGCCCCGGCCGCGCACUGUCGGGUCCGGCAACUUCCCCAGCGCCGCCCGACUUCGGUGAGCUGGGGGCGCGCAUGGCGGCAGUAGGGCCGCGGACUGGCCCAGGCGCCGGGGCCGAGGCGCUGGCGCUGGCAGCAGAGCUGCAAGGAGAGGCGACCUGCUCCAUCUGCCUGGAGCUCUUCCGCGAGCCAGUGUCCGUCGAGUGCGGCCACAGCUUCUGCCGCGCCUGCAUCGCACGCUGCUGGGAGCGCCCGGGAACGAGGGCCACCGCCGUGUCCCACACGCUGUCCUUCUCGCUGCCCUGCCCGCAGUGUCGCGAGCCCGCGCGCCCCAGCCAGCUGCGGCCCAACCGGCAGCUGGCCGCGGUGGCCACACUGCUGCGGCGUUUCAGCCUGCCGGCCGGAGCGCCAGGAGAACGCGGGCCUCCGGAGGCUGUGGCGGCCGGGUGCGCGCAGCACGGCGAACCGCUCAAGCUCUACUGCCAGGACGAUGGACGGGCCAUUUGCGUGGUGUGCGACCGCGCCCGCGAGCACCGCGCUCACGCCGUGUUGCCGCUGGACGAGGCGGUUCAGGAGGCUAAGGAGCUUCUGGAGUCCAGGCUGAAGGUCUUGAAGAAGGAUUUGGAGGACUAUGAGGCCUUUCGUUCCACAGAAGAGAAGGAGAGCAAGGAGCUCCUGAAGCAGAUGGCAGCUGAGCAAGAGAAGGUAGGGGCGGAGUUCCAGGCUCUGCGGGCCUUCCUGGUGGAGCAGGAGGGUCGGCUCCUAGGCCGCCUGGAGGAGCUGUCCCGGGAGGUGACACAGAAGCAGAAUGAGAACUUGGCCCAGCUUGGGGAUGAGAUUGCCCAGCUCUCCAAGCUCAGCAGUCAGAUCCAGGAGACAACUUGUAAGCCUGAUCUUGACUUUCUCCAGGAAUUCAAAAACACACUAAGCAGGACCUCACUAUGCUCUCAAGCCCAGUGGGAGUGGGACAGUGGUUGUGGGCCUUCUUCAGGGUCCUUGUCCUGCAGGUGCAGCAAUGUGCCUGCCCCCAAGCCAACCACAGUCUCUUCUGAGAUGAAGAAUAAAGUCUGGAAUGCUUCCCUCAAGACCUUUGUCUUAAAGGGGCUGCUCAAGAAGUUCAAAGAGGAUCUUCGGGGAGAGCUGGAGAAAGAGGAAAAAGUGGAGCUGACCUUGGACCCCGACACGGCCAACCCCCGCCUCAUCCUCUCUUUGGAUCUUAAGAGUGUGCGCCUUGGACAACAAGCCCAGGACCUACCCAGCCACCCGCGCCGCUUCGACACCAACACACGAGUUCUGGCUUCCUGCGGUUUCUCUUCUGGGAGGCACCACUGGGAAGUGGAAGUAGGCUGCAAGGACGGCUGGGCCUUCGGCGUGGCCCGUGAGAGCGUGCGCCGCAAGGGUCUCACGCCCUUCACCCCGGAGGAGGGCGUCUGGGCGCUGCAGCUCAACAACGGGCAGUACUGGGCGGUGACCAGCCCUGAACGGACGCCCCUCAGCUGUGGGCACCUGUCCCGUGUGCGGGUCGCCCUGGACCUGGAGGUGGGGGCUGUGUCCUUCUACGCUGCAGAGGACAUGCGCCACAUCUAUACCUUCCGCGUCAACUUCCAAGAGCGCGUGUUCCCUCUUUUCUCUGUCUGCUCCACCGGCACCUACUUAAGAAUCUGGCCUUGAGAGUCAUUGCCCGGCCUCCCAGAGGGAGUAAACCAGUCAAGGGUGAACUCCUCCCAAUCUGGCUGCCCAUGGGAAGGGUUGUUGCCCUCCGAUGGAACCUCCUGGACACUUUGGGUCUGUCUUUCUGACUGUUGCCCCAGGCUACCUUAGAGGGGUUUCUGCAGACCACAACAUCAAAGACAUGAGAUUGGGCUACUGAGGAAAACGGCUCUAAGGUUAAUUGAGCAGGGGAAUAUAUGGCCUCGGACUCCCCCUUCUGCCUCUUGCCUGUUGUCUUGGUGACGAUUUGGCAUGAACUGUAAGGAGGUGGAGGUGGAUGAGAGGAGCCCAGCUCCAUCAGAUGUGCUUCCUAUCACUACCCCAAUUCAGCAGGACCUCUAGUUCCAUGGAAUAAAACCAAGCUCUGGCUGUGCAAGGGGGCAGCUUCAUCCCAGACCACUCAGCUUCAUGAUCCGUUCUGCUUUGCCUUCUUGUCAGCUGCCAGCUUUGCCUUCAGAACCUGGAUCUGGCUAGCUUGCCAAAGUCCUCUACUCAGGGAGGAGCAUGGUAUUCCCAGCCCAAAGGAGAGUCUAGGCCAGAACUGGAAAGAGACCCUUGAUAUGUACAAUAGGAAUAGCCCAGGAUAACAGCCUAUUGGCAUUGCUGUCACUCAACACAGCUUAGCCUGAUGAGAUUAUAUGUAUAUCCUUGGCCACAAUGACAGUCCCACAUUCUCACAUUUGCCUAAAUCCUUUCCAAGUGCCAAAGUACAGUCUCCCUUGGGUAAGGAGACCAAAGAUUAUGGAAUUUUGAAACUCAAGGCAGCACUUAUAAUUUUACAGAAGCAAUUAACUCCAGCCUGGAAAUGUGCAGGGCACAGACAUACCCCUGACAGACAGUUCCUGGAGCUUCUCAAAUGUAUGCCAAUGGCAGAAGACCCUGGUUUCAAGGUCUGCUCAGUCUGUACCCUGGCCUGUGUUAUUCCCUUGGCUAAUUGUUCCCCAGCUUCUGUAUGGCUGCAUUUCUGGGAGGGUGGAGGUGGGCUGUUCACUGCUUAGUAUGCUCCUGGAAAAGGAGAUGGAAAUACAGACUGU